Juglans regia (Persian walnut) is the source of this 798-nucleotide messenger RNA. RefSeq lists its product as uncharacterized. The transcript has a single exon. The record is from RefSeq and is a predicted model, not a curated record. Bases 31 to 558 code for a protein of 175 amino acids. Lineage: Eukaryota; Viridiplantae; Streptophyta; Magnoliopsida; Fagales; Juglandaceae.
CUCAUACAACUCUAAUGAUAAAGCAUCAUCAUGCUCACCGACCCCCACUUUUAUAUCUGUGAGACGAGAAUCAUCCUCAACACAGAAGAAACUAAGGUGAAAAAAAUGGGAAGCCAGCAAAUAGCAAACCACAGAGGCGACGCGGAGAUCUACCAUGGCGAAGCACUGUGCAAGCAGAAAUCUCAGGAGCUCCUCGGAGAGAUGUCUCUUCCCAAAGGGCUUCUCCCUCUGGACGAUGCCACGGAAGUGGGCUACAACCGCACCACGGGCUUCGUCUGGGUGAAGCAGAAGCGCAAGAAGGAGCACCGCUUCCGCUCGAUCGGGCGCUCCGUGUCGUACGACACCGAGGUCACGGCUUUUGUGGAGGACCGCCGUAUGAGGAGGCUCACCGGGGUCAAGAGCAAGGAGUUUCUUAUCUGGGUCACCAUCUCCGAUAUCUACAUCGACGACCCCAGUUCGGGAAAGAUCACCUUCGCCAAUCCAACCGGCAUCUCUAGGUCGUUCCCAGUCUCGGCAUUCGACCUCGACGAGGGGAAAAGUGGGGAUCACAAAAACUGAGGCUUCUGUUUCUGGGGAUUUAGGGGAUUCUGAAUGGUAACUGAUGGAUAUGGGCAAAUCUUGUGCCAAAUAACACCUGGAUGGGUUUUGUGUUUUCUUGCUUUAUUUAGUUCCAACCGGUUCGAUUCGAUACUGUUUGGUUGCUAAGAAUCGUAAGGAUAAAUGGAAUUUGCAGCCAGAACUAAAACCCAAAUCUUUUUUUUUCUUUUUUUCUAAAUUUUCUGAGCACCAAUUCUUGUU